Carassius carassius (crucian carp) is the source of this 3688-nucleotide messenger RNA. RefSeq names its product melanotransferrin (gene meltf). Gene Ontology annotation, cellular component: recycling endosome; plasma membrane; extracellular region. The transcript is spliced from 16 exons. NCBI's taxonomy places the organism in Eukaryota, Metazoa, Chordata, Actinopteri, Cypriniformes, Cyprinidae. The record is from RefSeq and is a predicted model, not a curated record. Gene Ontology annotation, biological process: iron ion transport. Bases 483 to 2660 code for a protein of 725 amino acids.
UAGCCUAUUCUGCAUGGUUCGAAAACGUAUUCUUUGCACACUUUAGGGAGGAAGAAACUAAAAUUGACCAGAAUGUGUCCAAACACCUUUUGUCUUCGUUUUGAACAAAAAUCUAAACUACGUUAGAUUGUCAUUUGCUUCUUUUUCAAGGUUAAAAGUUUUUUUUUUUUUUUCUGGGUCUUAGUGUCCGCCCUUGAUUCAGAGCCUUCUUUAAUUCUCUUAUGGAAAAAGGUGGAGUUUGAAAGAAUGAAAGACCACUCUGUGUGCACCUUGGACCUCCGCCCGUCUGUUGGACGUGUCGUCCCUUAUGUCGACAUUAUAGUCUAUAAAUCCUGAAUUUGAUUGCACGUAUCUUUUAUGAUCAAGGUACCAUUUCCCGUUUAGUUGUGUCGAAGGGCUGAGUCGUGUUUUGGACUUUGCAACAGUCUCUCAGAUAUAAAGCUACAGUAACACACUAACAUCUGCGCACUCUCCAGUCAGAGAUGGACACCUGGGCUAUUCUAAGCAUUCUGCUCGCGGUCACGCAUUACGUGUCAGGGCAGAGUACAAUAAGAUGGUGCACUAUUUCUUCUGCGGAGGAUUCCAAAUGUAAAGCAAUGGUUCAGGCCUUCACCAGCGCUGCGGUUCGACCAGCGCUACAGUGCGUCCUCGCAUCAUCUAAAGCCGAAUGUGCUCAAAAACUCACCAAAAAUGAAGUUGAUGCCUUCUCAGCCAGUGCUAAAGAGAUAUAUGACAUUGGCAAGCAAGCCAGCAUUAAAAUUGCAGCUGGAGAAUCUGGAGCAGAUGGGAAAGGAGUAACAUACUACGGUGUUGCUGUGGUGAAAAGGUCAAAUUCAGCCAUCAACAUCAACAAUCUGAAGGGAAAGAAGUCUUGUCACACUGGCAAGCACCGCACAGCUGGCUGGAACGUCCCUCUGGGGUAUUUGAUUGACAAUGGAAUGAUGUCAGCCAUGGGGUGCAACAUCUCUCAAGGGGUUGCUGACUUCUUUAGCGCCAGCUGUAUCCCUGGGGCUAAAGAUGACCCUGCGUCCCUGUGUCAGCUGUGUGUGGGAGAUGGGACAGGAACAGGAAAAUAUAAGUGUGAUGAAAGCACUUUAGAGCAGUAUUAUGCAUAUAAUGGAGCGUUCAGGUGCUUGGUUGAUGAUGCAGGUGAUGUUGCCUUUGUGAAGCACACAACUGUAAGAGAGAAUACAGAUGGUCAGGGUGAUUCAUGGGCUCAAGGCUUGCACUCGGAGGACUAUCAGCUCCUGUGUCAGGACGGCACCCGCAGUCCAGUCAGUGAUUAUGAGAAAUGCCAUAUGGCUCGAGUCCCAUCGAGGGGGAUUGUUGUCCGCACUGACAUCAGCAGUUCAGUGGUUUACAACAUGUUACGUGAGGGACUGCAAAAGUCUGGGUUCUCCAUGUUCUCCUCAGCAGGCUUUGAAGGGACAGACUUGUUGUUCAGCGACGCUUCAACCACAUUUAUCCAAGCAGGAAAUGAAAACUAUAUCAAAUGGAUGGGCCGAUACUAUAACAUACUGAGAGCUAUGGACUGCACAGAGUCAGACGUUCCCUCCCGCCUACGCUGGUGUGUCCUGUCUCAUGGAGAGCAGCAAAAAUGUGCAGACAUGGCUGUGGCAUUCAAAAGCAAAAGUUUGAUUCCUAACAUUCAGUGUGUAUAUGGCUCAUCUGUGGAGGACUGUAUGAAGAAAAUACAAAACAAGGAAGCUGAUGCCAUCACUCUUGACGGAGGUUACAUCUACACAGCGGGGAAGAGUUUUGGUUUGAUACCUGCUGUCGGGGAGAGCUACACAGGAGACACUGACGGAAGCAUUUAUUAUGCUGUGGCUGUGCUGAGGAAGAGCAACAGAGACAUCCAGAGAUUCAGUGACCUCAAGAGCAAGCGCUCCUGUCACACAGGUUAUGGAAGGACUGCAGGCUGGAACAUUCCCAUGGGUCUGCUAAUAGAAAAAAGCAUCAUCAAACCGCAGACAUGCCAAGUGGCCCAAGCUGCUGGGGAGUUCUUUGAAUCAGCCUGUGUACCUGGAGCCAAUCAGAAAGGUUUUCCCAGUAACCUGUGUGAGCAGUGCAUCGGAGACGCCAGUGGUCAAAGCAAGUGUGAAAAAGGCAAGGACCUAUACGACGGUUACGAUGGAGCCUUCAGGUGUCUUGUUGAAGGUCAUGGUGAUGUGGCCUUUGUCAAACAUUCCACUGUAUUCCAGAACACAGAUGGAAACAAUACCGAUUCUUGGGCGGUAAACCUGGAAUCCCGUGAUUUUCAGCUACUUUGUUCUCAGGAGUCUCGUGCUGAAGUCACUCAGUACACUAAGUGCAACUUGGCCCGUGUCCCUUCCCACGCUGUUAUGAUAAGACCCGAUACCAACCACCAUGUCAUCUUUGGCCUCCUGGACAAAGCCCAGAACUUCUUUGGAGUUAAUGCUGCCUCAGGUUUCAAGAUGUUUGACUCCAAACCCUAUGAGGGUUCUGACCUGAUUUUCAAGGAUUCAACUAUCACUUUAAUUGGUGUAGGAGAGAGGAAGACCUAUGAGGAAUGGCUUGGCCAGAGCUACCUGGAUGCCGUAACAGCCAUGGAGUGUUCAGCUUCAUCAACAGUGUUUUCCUCAUCCUCACUAUUGCUGAUGUCCAUUGUGUGCUCCCUGGUGUCUCUGUUGGCUUUAUAGUGGGUCUGCCAGCCACAGAAUUAUUUCUCAACUCUGAUCUUCAUACUCAUGUUGAAAUUUCUAGUAUUUAGGUGAUUCAAGUUCAAAUCAAAUCGCUAAAUCGAAAGCGACAAUAUGCUUAAGCAAUAGCAGUGCCUUUUAUCUGUGAUUGUAAUGGUACAUAGUACACGGUACGUGCCUAUGGUUGAUAAUCUUUGUAAGUGGGUCUAGGGGAAUUUUUGGAACCGUCUUAAAUUAGGAACUGUAAAGAGUUGGUUAAAGUCUUCCUUUAAACUAAGUUUAAACCAAAGCUAGUUUGUUAUUAUGACCAUUUGUAUUAUUUCUACUCUGAAAUUGCUGAGGGCAAUAGCCAUAUCAGUGCAUAUGCUUUGCCUGUUACAUAUUUAUUGCACAAUGUUUAUUGCAGCUUUUAAAACCGACAUUUUAUCAUGUUAUGAACUAUAUGAAGGCACAUGCCAUAUCAGGGAAUAUGCUGUGUCUAUCAUUUUCCCCUUUGAUGAUUUUUGUAUCGUGCAGUUGAAUGCAGCAUGCACUGGAGUUGUACUACUGAAAGUUGUUUUCCUCUCACAUUCAAACUGAUUCUUGCUUGCUUAAAUCAACAACAUACUGUACUAAGGCAUUUAAAAUCCAAAAUAUUUUUUGACCAAUCUAAUAAGUAGUCAUUGAGAUUAAAUAAACUUUUCAGAUGUGAUAAUCUCAGCAAUGCUUUCAUAUCAGGGGGAGGAGUAUUUCAUAUUAAUGCUUGUUCAGUCAGUCAAGACCCACAAUUGUGCUCCAGUUGAUGAUUUACACAGUUUCACUUACUUGAUCUCUUGCUUCAUGUGUUUCUUUGAGAGAUUUUUUUUAUUUGUUCAGAUACCAUAUCAGUGUAUAUGUGCUGACACAUGCAUGUUCUACAUUAAUGUCUGCUUUGUCUUGCAAUUUCUUAAUGAAAUGAUUAGGAUAUAACUAAUAUUUAGUUGCCAGGCCAGUGCGUCUGCUCAAGUAUUACAGUAUAUUGUCACUUAUUUGAAAUAAACAAGCAUCUU